Messenger RNA from Pan troglodytes (chimpanzee), 1158 nucleotides. It is a transcript of the gene CIMAP1B, whose product is annotated as ciliary microtubule associated protein 1B. The record is from RefSeq and is a predicted model, not a curated record. NCBI's taxonomy places the organism in Eukaryota, Metazoa, Chordata, Mammalia, Primates, Hominidae. Gene Ontology annotation, cellular component: cytoskeleton. The coding region runs from base 319 to 1104 and encodes 261 amino acids. The transcript has 7 exons.
AGGAGCUACCACAACAGGUGAUUCCCUUCGCCAAGUCUGGGUCUAGACUUGGCCCCCGCGAGUUCACGUCCCUGCCUAAUCCGCCUGGAGUCCGGGUGAUGGCCCUGGAUCCGCUCCCGGCCCCACGCUCCACAGAGCCGGGAAGGAAGCUCGCGUUUGUUUUGCUGGCGCCAGGGACACGGUCCAGGCCCCGCCCCGCCCCGCGCUAAUCCCAGGGUAGUGGGAAAGUGCGCUCCCCAAGAAUUUGCGGUGCAGGGGCCGCGGCCACCGCCUUCUGUCCGCAGGUGCUGCGAGCCGUAAGCGCCCCCCACCCGCGCUAUGGGCUCGGACGCCUGGGUGGGCCUUUGGCGGCCACACCGGCCCCGCGGCCCCAUCGCGGCGCACUACGGAGGCCCCGGGCCCAAAUACAAGCUGCCGCCCAACACCGGCUACGUCCUGCAUGACCCGUCGCGGCCGCGCGCCCCCGCCUUCACCUUCGGCGCGCGCUUCCCCACGCAGCAGACGACGUGCGGCCCCGGGCCAGGCCACCUGGUGCCCGCUCGCAUGACCGUGCGCGGCACCGACGGCGCCCCCGCCUACUCCAUCUACGGCCGCCCACGCCGCUCAGCGCCCUUCCUCACUCCGGGACCUGGCAGGUACUUCCCGGAGCGAGCGGGGAACGCGACGUACCCCAGUGCACCUCGGCACACCAUUGCUCCCCGAAACUGGGGUGUCCAGGCGGAGCAGCAGAGCCCAGGUCCCGCGGCCUAUACUGUGCCCUCGCUCUUGGGUCCGCGCGUCAUCGGCAAAGUCUCCGCCCCAACUUGCUCCAUCUACGGCCGCAGAGCGGCUGGCAGUUUCUUCGAGGACCUCAGCAAGACCCCGGGCCCCUGCGCCUACCAGGUCGUGAGUCCAGGGGUCUACAAGUCCCGGGCCCCCCAGUUCACGAUUCUGGCGCGGACUUCGCUCCCCCAAGACAACACUCGGAAGCCAGGGCCCGCGGCCUACAACGUGGAUCAGGUGGCCUGGAGCCCAGGGUCAAGGCACCGGAAGCCCCGCGGCUGGAGUUUCGGGAUCCGGCACUCGGACUACCUGGCCCCGCUGGUGACCGACGCGGACAACUGACCCGCCAGGCGGGAGCGGCCCCACACGUGUUUGCUUAAAGUCUGCGAGUCCGCA